Messenger RNA from Bradysia coprophila, 7478 nucleotides. RefSeq lists its product as uncharacterized. Gene Ontology annotation, cellular component: nucleus. Gene Ontology annotation, biological process: regulation of RNA splicing; protein phosphorylation. Gene Ontology annotation, molecular function: protein serine/threonine kinase activity; ATP binding. The record is from RefSeq and is a predicted model, not a curated record. NCBI's taxonomy places the organism in Eukaryota, Metazoa, Arthropoda, Insecta, Diptera, Sciaridae.
UUAAAAAGAAAAUAAAAGAAAGGCAAACAGAGUGUGUAGUGUAGUGUAUAUAUGAGUGUGCGGUAAGCGGUCAUAGAAAAAUAUUAGUUACAAAAUUUAAGAUAAAAAGUCGUCUAAUGGUCUAUAUAUCUCCAGCUAAGUCUGCGAUAACGAUGUUUUAGUGCUACAAGUUUUUUUAAUUUUUUUUUUUUUUAAAUUUUUCUGUUUAAAACAAAACACAAAAAAGACAAUCGAUGAUAAUUGACGAUAGAAUGUCAACAGACGUUGAAAUAAAGAGUAACGACGGUUGUACGCCUAGAAAUGCAUUAUUCUGUUGCCAUUCGCCAGUAUGCUUAAACGGACCUAAAAUCCUACCAGUCGAUUAUCAAACAACCAUCCGGCAACCGGAUGUUAUUCCAGUGAGUGUACCCGAUCUAUCCAAAUUGGGUAUGAUGAAUUCAAACCAAAGAGAUGUUAAUAAAUCUGAAAUUCAGUCAGAAGCUGUAGCUACAGGUGGAAAGCAGCUGCCGUCGUCGUCGACACAGGACGUUCGGCUCGGUGUUGUACUGCGUCGGGUUACGCCGCCGCGUAAAACGGUGAUGGUGAAAAAAUCGGAUCCAUUGAUGGGCGUGGUUUUACGAAAGGUAGAAAAACAUACGCUUGCAAUUCCUAAACCGCGACCUGCUGAACGUAGUCCUCCUCCUAAAAAAGCUUCUGCUAAAAUUCAACCGGCUGUUGAAAAGGCCAAUCCAAAACAACCAGCUGCAUCGUCAGUUGUUGUGCCACCGGUGGUUGUAACUCCAGCCCAAAUACCUACACAACCUGUUAAUUUGCUUAAAAAUCGACCUCCUCUUGAAAUUCAUCGCAUUGAAGGCGAUAAAAUAAUCAUUAUUCGCCGCAUACCAAAAGCAAAUCCUCCUGCAGGUCAAGAUAAAACACAUUCGGGUCAAGGGAAACACAACGAUAUUAGUAAAACCCAUUCCGGUCACAAAAGCCAUAAACACCAUUCCGGUCAUGGUAAAUUAAAGUCUAGUGCUUCCGGAGUGCUGGCCAAUGGUUCAUCGAAAAAUGGAUCAUCAAAUCAGAGAAAUUUUUUCCAGAAACGUAUUUCCACUUAUGAUUUUCCAAUGUUUUGUGAAAACGAAAUGAAUUUGUAUCCAACCACACACACCAUAUCACCGGCCAUGCCAACAGCGACAACAACAGCACCACCAUCAUCAUCAUCAAUGAAAUCAAUUCCAUCGAAAUACAUAAAUACAACAAAAAAUGACAACAACAAUCCAAUUACAAACUAUUCCACUUUCAUCACAACGUUUGAUAACAGUAACUGUCCGGUAAAUCGCAGUGAAAAUAAUGCUGAGCCAAAUGCACAAUACUCGUUCGGGCAAUUGCCUGCCGCAGCUAUUUCGCAGAAUCGAGUUAAUUGUGAUAAUUUAAGUGGUGCGACGAGUCGUAAUCCUCUCUGUUGUAAGCCCUCAUCGAGAGGUAAAGUGUUGAAUUACAAUGAUCACAAUAUUAACUUCAGCCAAUCCAAUUAUAAUACCCAUAACAAUAAUAAUAACAACAAUAAUAAUAUUAACAACAACAACAAUAAUAAUAACAACAACGGCAGCAUCAGCAACUACAGCAUCAACAGUUUCAACAACAAUCAAAGUAAUAGGAACAAUAUACCGUCAAGUAACAAUGAAAGCGACAAUAGCGCCAGAGGAAACGAUCGAUCAUACAAGAGCCACUUGAAGAAUUAUCAUGCAGAUAAUGACGAAGUAAUUGACUUAACGAUGAAAGUACCUGUAAGCGAAAUGUACAACGACGAUAUCGAUUAUAUGAACAAUUAUUUAAGAAGUCUUCCCGACUACAAUGAAUUGAACAAUAAAAUCAAUCAAGAAUAUCAGAAAUGCGAAGAGAUGUACGAUCGCUUGCAGAGUAUCAAUUCCGGAUUGAAAAACAAUCCAUUGGCUAAGUCGAACUCGUGUCAAAGCAUACCGAACAAGCGAUUUGCCCACAACAAUACAAAGCCCAACGAAUCGCUGCAAAAGAAAAUUUCACGCAGUACGUCCAGUACAACGAUUCCGCAACAUUAUCGGAACGAGAACUUUGAUCUGAACAAACAUUCGUAUAUACCGGUUAGUAAGCCGGAAAUAAAUUUAACGUCCUAUCAACCAAUACCGAAAGGACAUGGAAUCUUGCAGAAGAGCGCAUCGAAUUCGGCAGUAAAUCGUACGAACGCCAAACAAUAUUUGAAUAGUUAUUGGAGCGACAAUAUAGCUAAGACAAAUCAGCAGAAAAUGGGCUGGAAUUACAGCAAAAUUAUGGCCGGCUCGAAGGAAGAUUUACGGCCCAAGGCUGAUCCACCGGCUCCAAACUUUAAAUUGCAAAAGAAUUUGUCUUUAUCGCAAUUGGAUAAACGAUUGCGUCAAGACUUGUCGAAAGAAGAAUUGUACAAUUUGAUUUGUAAUGAAAAUCCACCGAAACGUGAACCAACGAAAGUUGAAGUCGAACCAGCGGCACGAUCACCGCCCAAUAAAUUUACCAGCUUUUUGAAGCCAUUGUCGAAAAGUAUUUCACAGAGCAGUGUUCAAACGGUACUUAGUAAGCCGUUAAUUAAGUCGUCAAGUAAAUCGAAUAUUCCUGGAUUUUUCCGGCCAUUGUGCAAGAGCUCGUCAAACACUCACGUUUUUACCCAGAAUCAGCCAAUGUCCACUACACCGACGGAGACAUUCAUACAGAAAGGUCUAGCUAAGAGUUCGUCCAGUUCGUGUGUACUUGGGAUUAAUAAACCGCAACCAGUGGUACAACCGUUUUUCUUGCGAAAAAAUGAAUCCUGUUCGACAUUAGCGUCUCCAAAUAUAUGGAGCGGUACAUCGAUUUCAAAGUCGAAUGACAUGAGCAGUGCACAGAAGCAAAUCUUUCGAAACAACGAACUGCUGAAAAACAUUCAGUCCAGCCACUCCAAUUUGUCAUUAAACAAACCGCAAACACCAACAAGGGCAGAAAAUUUCUUUGUUACUCAAGUAGUGCCACAACCGAAUAAGGUAGUCGUCAAUUAUCCGCCGUUUACGAAAAUCUCAUCUAUUCAAAUACCCAUAAAUGGCAAUUUACCUUCAGCUUUCGGUGAUACCAAUCAAUCGGCUGUGGCACCUGGAAUCGAUACGAGUAAACAAACUGCUGACGCUCAAAGAAAAAUGGGUGGAAUUAAAGCGAAAAAUUAUACGAAAACCGAUCAUGCAAUGAAAGCAAAACAAAGCCAACAACAGCAAGCCAAUUGUAAUACGGUAACCAAUUCAAACAAUCAGAAGGACAAGCAUGAAGCUGUUAUGCAGAUUGAUUUUAAUGACAAUAUCAACUACACUCAACAUUAUGCAAUGCAGCAGCAGCAGCAACAACAACAGCAACAACAACAACAACAAUCGAUGAAAAAUCCAACAAACUUAAUUUCAGACGGUAAAAAAUGCACACCCAACAACCAUUUGGAUCGUCUGAAUCAGCAGAAUUUCGAUAAGCAUGAACCGAAUCGGCCCACCACGGCAAAUACUGGUUUUGAUUUCGUUGAUGAUUUAAUGGCACUGCAACAGAAAGGUGUUUAUACAACAACGAAUAAUAAUAAUACUAAUAAUGGUACAAUUCAAAUCGACGCACCAGCAGCAACAACAACAACAACUGUACGUGCUGCACCAAAUGCACCAAACAGCCAACACGAUGAAAUGAAAAAAAACGAUUCUAUUGCCACCUCUGUACCAUAUACGAAUCAGUCCAAGAAUUCCGUGGGCAACAUAAGUCGAAGCAAUAAUUCAUCGGCGAACAACGCGGCUGCAUUGGCCACGAGCUCUAAUUCUAAUAAAAUUGCAGAAUCGUCAAGACGGAACAAUCGUUCGCAUGAAAAUUAUAAUGCAGCGAAAUUGGCUGGUAAUAGUUGCAAUGACAUGCAGCAUAACUAUCAGAAACAGCAGAGACAUCAUCACCAAAUGCAACAGCAACAACAGCUGAUGCAACAAACGAUUAAACAUUCAAUUUCGGGUACACAAUUGGACGAAAAUUCAAAGUUACUGGCAACAGGUGGCUCAUGGUUAGAAAGUGAUUUGAAUAGUUAUGGGCAACUCAUAUUAGAUUCACCAUUAUCAUGCACGAUAACCACAGAGAUGGCAUCCUCUUCGCAAAACGAUUCGCAAACAACAUCAUCCGCUUCGUCGUCGUCGUCAACAAUAAAUGCUCCGGCAUCGCGACGGCAUCGUUACACACGCAGCUCCACGGCAAGUGUCACCCAGUUGUUGUCGGAUAGCUGCAAUAGUCUGUUGCAACGAUUUCGACGAAUUCCAAGUGAAAAACCGGAUAAACGGUCAAAUACAACACGAUUUUCGGAGUUAAGUCCCUGCAAGGAAUCAGAGAGUCGUGAGUCUCAAUCGAACAAUGCAAUGGCGGAUAAAUCAAAACGAAGCGAUACCUCAUCCGGAUACGGUUCAUCAACUUCAUCAUCAUCGGCAUUCAGUCGGUUACGCUACAAUCUCAGCCCGGUUAGUUCCUACUAUAAACCGAUAAUGAGAACCUUCGGGAAACGUGACGACACACCACCAAAACGAAAAGACAUUGACCGUGACAAAACACCCGUUGCUGCAGUACCGAAAACAAGUUCAACCAUUUCCCGUUUAGAAUCGAAGUACUCGGACGCAUUGGGACGGGUGGCUAGACGACGUCAAGAGGAAGAUGAUCGAGAGAAAACGCUGGAACCGGAGCGACCAUAUGUUAAUCCUAUAUCUAGAAGUGCAACAACAGUGAUGUUGGGUGAUAAAGCGCUAGCCGCAUAUCAUCAGAAGGAACGUACUCCGUACAAACUGGGACGAAAUCGUAGUAGAUACGAUAUGGAGUCGACUUUCAAGCCACGAUCAGAGUUGAGUCUACUGCAAGACAAUGUUAGAUAUAAGCCGAAAAACGAAUAUGAUCCGAUUCGACGUAAGGACACACUUUAUGAUGCAUAUACGCGGAAUGGUCGCUACAACAGUAACUUGAACGGCAACAAUUUGAACCAUCGCUCAAGACCGGGUAUGGAUUACGGUUAUUACGAUGGCGGUGGUAAAGAGAAUACAUUCAAAUCGAAGUACGAUCCGGACACAAUGUAUUCGGAAAUCAAUAACAAUUACCUGGAUCACUUUAACGGCGGAUCAGCCGCAAUAAAAGAUCGUGAAAGAAAGCGUGCUAUACGAUCGUACAAACGAACGGAUACUUCGAAUGAUAGACGUCAUACGACUCACCUAAAAGACUUCGACGACGAUAUCGAUAUUCCAUCAACCAGUAGAUUUACAAACAGAAAGAGUUACCAACGAUCCCAAACCCAAAAAUUCUUCGACAGCGAAAAUCUGUUCGCUAGUAACAACAGCAACAACAGCAAUAACAACCAUCACAUCGACAAUGGUGCCAUAGCCGAAGCAGGUAGUGUUGUGCCUAACGAAGCGAUGACUGAAAGAGAAGCAAGACGUAAGGAGAUUCAAAGUCUUAUCAUGAAAUAUGCACAGCUAGACGAUGUGUACAAUAAGGCUAGUGAAGAUCAAGCCAACAAUAACGUGAAGAAGGUCGAUUCAAUUGGGCUAAUGCCAUCUACAUCAAGUUUGGCCGUGCCGCAGAAAAUGAGUGGCGGCUUUGUGCCGCUGAGUAAAACCCAAACCGUGGCUUCUAUGUCUUCGAUAAGAUCUCGCAUUCCAAAGGCUUUAUCGACAUUUGCACCGAAAGUACCGGCGAUUCAAGAUGAUGCUGAUGGCCACUUGAUUUAUCAUACGGGCGACAUUCUCCAUAAUAGAUAUAAAAUCAUGGCAACACUUGGCGAAGGAACGUUCGGCCGAGUGGUGAAGGUGAAAGAUAUGCAAAUGGACCACUACAUGGCUUUAAAGAUUAUUAAGAAUGUGGAGAAAUACCGAGAAGCAGCUAAGUUGGAAAUAAACGCGUUGGAAAAGAUUGCACAAAAAGACCCAAAUUGUGUUCAUUUAUGCGUGAAAAUGUUAGAUUGGUUCGACUACCAUGGACACAUGUGUAUCGCAUUUGAAAUGCUUGGACUCAGCGUUUUUGACUUUCUUAGAGAAAACAACUAUGAGCCGUACUCAUUGGACCACGUUCGUCAUAUGGCUUAUCAGUUAUGCUAUUCAGUGAAAUUUCUGCAUGAAAAUCGGCUUACACACACCGACUUAAAACCUGAAAAUAUUUUAUUCGUUGACAGUGACUAUUCAACUUCAUACAAUCACAAGAAGAGUCGUGAAGUGAGAAAAGUGAAAUGCACAGACGUUCGGUUGAUUGAUUUCGGUAGUGCAACAUUUGACCACGAACAUCACAGUACCAUCGUAUCGACCAGACAUUAUCGGGCACCGGAAGUGAUCCUAGAAUUAGGUUGGGCGCAACCUUGUGACGUAUGGUCAAUCGGUUGCAUCAUGUUCGAGUUAUACUUGGGUAUAACACUUUUUCAAACACAUGAUAAUCGCGAACAUUUGGCGAUGAUGGAACGGAUUCUUGGCGUUAUUCCAUACCGAAUGGCACGCCAACACACUCUUUACAGCAAAACAAAAACAAAAUACUUCUAUCAUGGCAAAUUGGACUGGGACGAAAAAUCGUCAUCUGGAUAUUACGUUCGGGAUCAUUGUAAGCCCCUAAAUCGAUACCUGCAGUCGGAGAGUGAGGAUCACUUAGAAUUAUUCGAUUUGAUCAAGAAGAUGUUGGAGUAUGAACCAUCGCAAAGAAUAACUUUGGGUGAAGCUCUUAAACAUCCAUUCUUCAACAAACUGCCCCCACAUCAACGACUUACCGAAAAGGGUGCACCAUCAACGUCGGCCAGCACAAGCCGUGAACGAUCUCAUAGUUUAUCCAGAUGAAAUUCAGUACGAUUUGGUUAUUAUUAAUUAUUUUUUAUUAUUGGAAAGAAAGAAAGAGAAAAAUGUUCUUAUGAAAAAUUUAGAUGCAAAUUUCCCCCGCGACCAUCAUCGAUCGAUAAAAGUUGCAUCUCGUGCGAAAAAGUUUCUUCAUCCUAUUUUUUUUUGCUACAAAGAAGAAAAUGUUUUCUCUCCUUUUUCCAUUGUCCUUCCGUUCCGAUAGUGUUUUUUUUUUUUUGGUCGGAUAUUUUUGUUCGUUUAACAUCGAAUUGUAAUGUCCCCCAUUUUGCUUCGGAAAGUCAAUAAUAUUUGAAAAGAAGGUUGUCGAAUUUAAUUUAGAUUUGACUUGUAAAACGAUUGAGAUGGCACAAUUUAUUUGGAUUUUUUUUUUGGUUAAAUAGAAAAAUGUUUUUGAGAUUUAGAAGAAGAGGAAGCGUAAAUGUUGAGUAAAAAUAUAUUUUUUUGAGAAGAAAUAAAGAUGUGCCAUUGAAAUCACGUUGAUAAUUAGAAAAUAACCAAAUCGUGUAGAAUCGUCCCCAAUUAUUUUUAUUUUAGAAUAAAAUAUAAUUUUCCUUUUGAAUUUUUUUUUUCUUCAGUUUCUUUUUUUUGUAUAAGUUUAAUUUGAUUAUAAAAUGGAAAAUGUAAUUUUGAAGAAAG